AUGAUUUGCAACCGCUGCUUACGGACGGCCGUCCAGCGUCCCAUCGCUCUCCCAUUCCGUCGCGCCAUUACCACAACUUCACCACUCCGAGCCACCGCCUCGCCCAAUGCCGCUCAAGCAGCACCACGACAGGGCAACCCAAACAGCUCUUCGCACACACCAUCUGCCGCUACAUCAACAGGCGCUGCGCAGCCAUUCUCCACACCUUUGACCCCUUCGCCAUCAGCUGCUAAACUCCAAGCACCGAGUGCAGAGAAGGCAGCUCCCACAGUAAAGAGUUCGGUAACUGCUGGCACACCACUGAAGGGCUUGAACUUCAUCAAGGGAAAGAACGAUCCUGUCGCCAAGGAAGACUCGGAGUACCCAACCUGGUUAUGGGGUAUCUUGAAGAAGAAGGCUGGAGAGAGUGCAGCUGAUGCUGCAUCUGUCGAGGGAGAUUUGUUCUCAAAGUCCAAAAAGCAACGUCGUAUGGCUGCCAAAGCCCUCCGCAAACAACAACUACUCAACCCCGAAGCACUGGCCCCUAAAAUCCCUCUGCACGAACAAACUAUCGAUCUGCCUGCUGGAGAUGGUACUUUGCAAGGUGCGAUUGAGGCUAUGGAGGCUAGAGAUGCUUUGACAAAGGCGAUGCGCAAGAACAGACGUGCCAAGAUCAAGGAGGCUAACUUCUUGAAGGCUAUGGGUUAG
Molecule: messenger RNA, 687 nt
Organism: Aureobasidium melanogenum CBS 110374
Lineage: Eukaryota; Fungi; Ascomycota; Dothideomycetes; Dothideales; Saccotheciaceae
Exons: 2
Coding region: 1-687 (228 amino acids)
Cellular component (GO): mitochondrial large ribosomal subunit
Molecular function (GO): structural constituent of ribosome
Source: RefSeq, a predicted model, not a curated record